GCAAAGACAGCCAUGAGUUGAAUCAACAAGUUCUGCCAACUGUAGACUGAAGGAGGUUUGGAGCGGCAAUUUCUCACUCAACAAAUUACUCUCUUUAUGCCAGUCGGCGCGUGCAGACGUGGGCGAUUAAAUUUCGGAAAGAGAUGUCCGUAGAGCAAAAAUAAAUAUAUCGUAAAAUAUAAAAACUAAAAACAAAACUAAAAUCAAACGUUCAAAGCAAAUAAACAAGUAAACAAUAUGUCGAGUAUGGAAACAGCAGAAGCGUUCAAGACGCGCUCUAGUUUCGAUCAACCCCUCGAGGCACAAUUCAAUGGCUCCACUGAAUUCAUAUUGGUCAACGAUCAUCAAACACCGGAGAAGAAGCGCAAUUUCGGUGAAUUCUGUGCAACUGGCUUGAAGAAUGUGUUUCGUAAGAAAACUCUAUACAAGCGACUACCAAUCUUGAAGUGGUUGCCACAUUACAAUCGGAAUGAUGCCAUCGGUGAUUUGAUUGCGGGCAUAACUGUCGGUUUGACGGUCAUCCCACAGGGUUUAGCCUACUCGGGCGUUGCUGGUUUGCCAACACAGUACGGUCUUUAUGGCGCUUUUAUGGGAUGUUUUGUUUACGUCAUAUUUGGUACCUGCAAGGACAGCACAGUCGGUUCGACAGCCAUCGCUUCACUCAUGGUCUUCCAGUUUGCUAAUGGUGUGUGGCAACGAGCGAUCCUUCUCACAUUCCUCACCGGCAUUAUCGAAAUUCUGAUGGCGCUCUUUCGUUUAAGCUUCAUAAUAGAGUUCGUAUCGGGGCCAGUGAGUGCGGGUUUCACGAGCGCUGUGGCACUGAUCAUAACCACAUCGCAAAUAAAAAAUAUUAUUGGCGUAAAAAAUGCCACUGGCACCACCUUUCUGGAGCGCUGGAUCAGCAUGAUCAGUGACAUCGGGAACAUACGAAUAGCAGAUACGAUUCUUGGUUGUUCGUGUGUGGUCAUUUUGAUGUUGAUGCGCUCUUUAGGCAACAUUAAGUGGGGACCAAAAAAUAAUCCUCAAUGGUAUCACGUUUUGGGGACCAAGCUGAUGUGGUUCUUGGGUGUCUCACGAAAUGCAACGCUGGUGAUCAUUUGUGCUGCUGCGAGUAUGUACAUGCAGGAGAGGGGUAUGAACUAUUUCCGGCUGACGGGUUACAUACCGGGCGGUUUGCCUGAGUUUGGACCACCACCGUUCUACAUUGAGGGCACGCCUGGCAAUGAAACCACAGGCGAGCCAGCAGUCGAAGCUGAGUCCUUCUUGGAAAUGGUCAAUCACAUGGGCUAUGGUCUGAUUAUCGUCCCACUCGUUGCUUUACUGGAGAACAUUGCUGCCUGCAAGGCUUUCGCGAAAGGAAAACCUAUAGACACAGCCCAAGAACUGAUCGCCAUGGGUGUAGCGAACGUGGCUAAUUCAUUCUUCCAAGGUUAUCACGCCAACGGCGGUCUCGCACGUUCGGCUGUCAAUAACGCCAGUGGCGUACGCACUCCCUUGGGCAAUAUGUACAUCGGCGCCAUUGUGGUCUUCGCUCUGCUUUAUUUAACUGACUUCUUCUACUACAUUCCGAAAGCUGCAUUGGCGUCCAUCAUUAUUUCGGCCGUGAUCUUCCAGGUGCAGUACCAGGUGAUCCUGCCAAUGUGGCGCAGUAAACGUACCGAUUUGAUACCCUAUUUCGUCGCCUUCAUCGCUUGCUUGGUUAUGCCGUUGGAGCUGGGCAUUCUUACUGCAAUCGGUGUGAAUCUUCUGUUUAUUUUGUACCACUCAGCGCGUCCGAAAGUUCGUUUGGAGACACUGGAGACUCACGACGGCUUGAAAUUUCACAAACUUACACCAGAUCGUUGCCUCAUUUUUCCUUCGGUUGAGUUUGUACGUAAUCUGGUGCUGAAGUGCGGCAAUAAAACCACCCUUCCGGUUGUCAUCGACUGCACUUACAUCUAUGGUGCGGACUACACUGCCGCCAAAGUAAUCUCUUCGCUGAUCGACGAUUUCAAACGACGCAACCAAAAAAUUAUAUUUUACAAUUUAAAACCGAGUGUUGUGCAAAUCUUUGAUGGCUUGAAUAUUCAACUGACGUUGUGCUACAACACUGACGCCUUGACACAUGCGUUGAGGGAGGAUGAAAAUGCCGGGGCACCAAAGCCGACCCCAGAAAAUGAUGUAGAGGCUGGUGCUAGAGUUAGCAAUGCGACUUUAAAUUCAAGAUUUACCAUUGAAGUAGCAUGUGUGAAAGAUUCCGAGGAUGUAACGAAGCUAUAAAUACUUUAUUUUUUAAGUGAAUUCAUAUCCAUUUGUAAAUACAUAUUUCAUCAAAAAGCUCAUUUCUGGUCAGAAUUGUUCCUAAAUAGAAUCUGUUAUAAAUGUAUAGAUGUUAUAUUAAUCGAAAUAAAUUUUAUUUUAAAAAUGA
Messenger RNA from Zeugodacus cucurbitae (melon fly), 2407 nucleotides. Its product is annotated as sodium-independent sulfate anion transporter. The transcript has 5 exons. Gene Ontology annotation, molecular function: sulfate transmembrane transporter activity. NCBI's taxonomy places the organism in Eukaryota, Metazoa, Arthropoda, Insecta, Diptera, Tephritidae. The coding region runs from base 238 to 2259 and encodes 673 amino acids. The record is from RefSeq and is a predicted model, not a curated record. Gene Ontology annotation, cellular component: membrane. Gene Ontology annotation, biological process: transmembrane transport.